CACAAGCCUCUGACCGGAAGAAAGUCGCCCGCCAGGUUUUGUGCAGCUACAAAGACAACCAGCAUGGAGAACGACGCAGGACAGGUGGUAGAUCUCUACGUGCCGAGAAAAUGCGCUGCUACGAACCAGCUCCUGACCGCAAAGGAUCACGCAUCGGUCCAGAUCAACAUUGCAGAUGUUGACGAGGAGGGAAGAAUGAUUCCCGGCCAGGUACACUCUUAUGCCCUCUGUGGCAGCGUCAGACAAUACGGCGAGUCCGACGAGUCUGUCAACCGAUUGGCUCAACGUGAUGGCAUCGUCAAGGGCGUCUUCAGCUAUGCGCAAUAGAUUCGUCUCAUCUGCGAUUGCAUGACUUGUAUUGUCCC
Mixia osmundae IAM 14324 is the source of this 365-nucleotide messenger RNA. RefSeq lists its product as uncharacterized. Bases 64 to 327 code for a protein of 87 amino acids. Gene Ontology annotation, cellular component: cytosolic small ribosomal subunit; ribosome. Gene Ontology annotation, molecular function: structural constituent of ribosome. The record is from RefSeq and is a predicted model, not a curated record. Lineage: Eukaryota; Fungi; Basidiomycota; Mixiomycetes; Mixiales; Mixiaceae. Gene Ontology annotation, biological process: translation; endonucleolytic cleavage to generate mature 3'-end of SSU-rRNA from (SSU-rRNA, 5.8S rRNA, LSU-rRNA); endonucleolytic cleavage in ITS1 to separate SSU-rRNA from 5.8S rRNA and LSU-rRNA from tricistronic rRNA transcript (SSU-rRNA, 5.8S rRNA, LSU-rRNA). The transcript has 4 exons.